GGCGGUUCCAAUUUUAUUUAUGCCUGCGUGCUCAGACCUGAAUGCAUAAAAGUUUGAAUAAAAUAAACGAAUGUGGCGGAAUCGGAAAAUGGAGAGCACCGAGAAGCUACGAAGCUCGCGGCGUAAAAGCAGCCAGCGCCGUCGCAAGCUUUCUAGAAAAGUUAUAAAUUGUAUACUGCGACCACGUUGUAAAACCCGUACUUGUCAAGGUAUCGCCGAUCGUAAUUUCAUAAUAUAAGGGCAGGUAAAGUUAUGCAGAAAGCGUGUACCCGGACGAAAAUAGCCAAGGGGCUUUCCUAUGAAGGUCUAUAAUGCCUUUCAUAAAACGUGUCCUAUCUCAAUCGUAGAGAAGGAAUUAGGGGAUUUUUCAAAGGAGAAUUCGCAGUACCUAGUUAAGGAUGUGAAUUGUGGGAAGGAGGCGUCGUCGGUCAAUACCGAGGUGGUGCGGUGCGGGCGAGGCGCAGGCGUGCCCCCGCGCCCCGCGCGCCCCUGCCGGCCUACUCACGCAACUCGCGAGUCGGCCGCCGUGCGCUGCGAUCGCGCGCGAGACCUUUCCUCUCCGUUUGAAACAUGUGUGAUGUUUUCAUCACAGAGAACAACUGUCAACUCGCUCUCGGGAACCACUAACCGCGUUAUGAAUGAAUAACAAGCCCGUACGAGGCUGACGAGAGCCACCCGGCUCGGAACCUUGGACUUGUGGACAGCUUUCGCCGAGUGUCUAGUUUUUCUCGUGGUCGCUGACAUUGCAGCGUGCGGAUUCCGCAGUGCGCGAGUGUGUGGUUGAUUGGCGAACGUAAUCGGGGACCAGCUGAGUCGCGUAAACAUUGGCCUUACCUUUGACCUGACGUUUCGUGGCGAUGGCUCCUGAACAAACAUACCCGGCCUAAAACUAUCGCUUUGAAGGAUUCCAACAUGCGGCGUCUAAUUUUGUUCCUACUGACAGGUACCGUUCUCGGCGUAGAGGUCCACUUUGAAAACAAAGAUAGCGGUUUUUUUCUAAAGCACACGGCAAGAUGGAGCGGCGCGGGUCCACCCCCAGAACCGAUGGGCACAGCUCUGCCUGGAGCUCUCCUGUCCCUGGACCGAUUCACUGUGCUUCAGGGGUCCGCACCAGCUUCUGUUCGCGCCACAUACGGACCCUUCUCCACCAAACAAACAGUGCCAGCGCGCUACACGGUACCUGAUCCCUUAGAACCGCCUAGAAGAAACGCAACUCUAGUCGAACUACAAGAAGCGACAGCACACAGACUUGACGUAUCAGCACAUUUAGUGUUUAGAGAACUACCUCGAGAUGCGCCCGUGCUGCGUGUGCUCUUUCAUACAGGUGGAGAAGGGGGAGCUAGAAGAGCUGCCACUCGACCUAGAAGAGUUUGUAUAACAUUACACGCCACUUUAGGCACAAAGUCAUUGACGGCAACAUGUGGCCCAGAAGGGGAAGAGGGCGCUUGCUUGGCCGAGUUGACGAUUCCUGCAUCUUGGUGGCCAGCGGAUGGAAAAGGAAAGCGGCCGCCUCGAACAGUGCGAUUAGCGUACAGUGCUGCGGAAGCUAGUAGUGGAGAAUCCGGGGAAGGCGCUUGUGGGCGGGUUUCUGUGCAGCCAGCGUGGCCUCUGGGAGUCGUCACUUUAGCAGGGGCAAGGGCUGGAUACCGUGAGGCGCGAGCUGGUGCUUCAGCACUUCUGCUACCAAGAGCGCCAUUAUAUCCGCAUUCCCGAUUACAUCUGCCUUUUGUCGUCCGACGGGAUGCCGCUCAUUCUACCGGACACGUCGUUAUCAGAAUGAAAGUGAAGUCGGGCCUGCGGCUGAUCAGCGUGAACGCAGCGAACUCGCGCUGGGCGGUGACGGCGGAGAUCAAGCCGCGCGCCGCCACGGUCACCGCCACGCGCCUCGAGCUACCCUUCAACGACGACAACGGACAAACGAAAGAGGAAGACUUAAGCGGUCCCGCGGGCCCCGGUUGGGAGGAAGUCCUGACCUGGCUGGUGGAAGUAGGAGCCGAAGGAGAGGGAGACGCCGAAGGCUCGGAGGGCGACUCGGGUCGAGGCACGGCAAGGCUCAACUGGUCUGCCAAGCUGUCAUCUUCGCCUGUGCCCACCACGGCCAGCGAAGAGCCACCUCAUGAACACCGAGUUAUUACGAGGCUUGAUAUUGAAAAAGAUGAUAUCCAAGCAGUUCUGCCAAUUUCCAAGAACUGGGAGGUGCUGAACACGGCCGUUCUAACCGGGCGUCAAGUGUCUCAAGCCAUGAAGGUGUUGAUAGUAUCGCAGGCCGGCCAGGUCGCUGACGUCACGCUACAAAGCUCUUGCCAUUCUGAAGACGAGAGCGUACUAAAGGUUUCAUCAUCAUGUAGCUCAGUGUACGUAGACGGCUCGGAGAUCAGGGGUUCGUCGAACGCCUCCGUGAUAGUCAAAUACGGCACGUACACCGGCUUGGCCCGCUUCACAGUCUGGAUGCCGGAGUACCCGCUGGAGGUGGAGGUUGAUAACCGGAGACUGUCACAGAUAAAAGGAUGGAAAGUGUCUGAGGACCUCAGUUCAAAGGAGAGACUGAAACGAUCCCUGUCCGCGCGAGGCUGGGGCGGGUCGCGUCCCGACGGCACUAAUUCCUUGUCCGAGCAGCGCUCCUGCCGACUGCGUUACCAACAGACUAAUAUCGAAGUAUUCGCCCGGUUUCUCGCCAAAGACCACGACUCUGGACGUGUGUCGUACUUCGUGUCGCGCCGCACCCGACUAAAGGUCACAGAGUUGGUGCAGUCCUUGAUGCGGGUGUCGGACCCGCGCAUCGCUUCCUUGAGGGGCCGCGUUCUGCAGGGGAGGAGUACUGGCCUUACCGAAGUUCAAGUGCUGUCACCGAUCACAGGUCGAGUAAUCGGUCUGCGAGAAGUGCGAGUAGUGAACGACAAGGUCGCUAUCUCUCGACUGCUAGUGCGCGUCAUCUCCGGGCUGCAGCUCAACAUCUCGCCCGACCCGGCGAUUGAGAACGGAUAUGUGUCGGAAACCACCGUCACUAGGCGGCUUACUGCGCAAUAUCAGGAGGGUCUCCUGGACAUCGACAUAGAGUUCGCGGACGAUACACGCACGGCGUUGCGUGACGUGGCUGUGUCCGACUACUUCCUUCUGGUGGAGAGUCUCGAUCCUGAAGUCGUUGCGUUUGCGCCGAUGCUCGCUUCGAAGCACCCGAGAGUUAUCGCUGUUGGAGAAGGCAGCGGCGAACUUCUCCGCGUAACCCUCCUUACACCCGAACAGUGCCGCACCGGGCCUCUCCGCCGAGUCGCCUUACCCGGCAAAGGCGACACCAAGACCCCAGCGAACAUCAAGAACAUACCUGGAGCGCUCGCUAGUGCUGCUGCCAGUGUGGACGUGGAUUUCAGCGGCGGUGACACGCCCCAGAGACCCGACACGCCUCAGAAUGAUGAUAUCAUGGCGAGAGGAGGAGUUAGGACUGGCUUGUCGGAUCUUAGUGAUGUUUUACGAGGGUUCAAGGAUGAAAACAACCACGAGCCCACGGUGCAGGCGCAGCAAUACGCGUCCAUCUACAGGACCAACGCCGCGGCGCACCCCCGACACCCCAGCAACCACAUGUCUUCCAUCGAAAUAGGGAUGUACGUUCUGCUUGUGGCAUUUUGCUUCGCUAUUGUGAUUUUCGUGGUAUCGUGUGUUGUGUACGCGUCCCGCCUGAAGCCGCUGGCGGGUCGCGUCGCGGAGACGGGUGGCGGGCGCGCGCUGCCGGCGAUGGCGUCGGGCGGGCGCCUGCAGGUGGCCGGGCUGGUGGGCGCCACGCUCGGCGGAGCGCGCGACAAGCCCGAGAAGGAGUCCACCACUAACGCGCACGACUGGGUGUGGCUGGGCCGCGCAACCAUCGAACGCAACGGCAACCGCCACUCCACCAACCGCAACUCCACCCAACCCGACAACGGGACCACCGAAAUGCGCAUCACCGCCAACCCGCUCAACUACAACUACGUCGACCCGGACGACGCCAUCCGCGACAACGGCAACCUGAUGGUCACGAGCUUCGACAACCCUAACUCGAUAGAACUACCGUCGCAGAACGAGCGGCGCGAGCGACCGAUCGACUCGACCACGUACUGCAAGAAACCGGCGAGGCAUGCGAGGCAUCAUUCUGGAGACGGGCAUUGGCACACGGACGGAGAAUACCGGCCGCCCGUGCCGCCGCACCGGAACGCCUCCACCCCGCAACCCCAGGUACCUGUCCCGCUGAGAAAUAACCAUAAAGUAUUGCCGGAAGCCGUCAUGCCGCCCACUCGCCGGAGCCACUCCCGGAACCACCACAAGAGGCACGAACGAGAACACGAUGCCCGACGAUCUCCGGAAAAUGCCCGCCGCCCAGACCGAAUUAUUGAUCUAAACAAAACCGACGCCCCGUACAUUUCGAGCCGAGACAUGAAAAACUACAAAAGCGACUUGAACCCCCUCCCCCACGAUUUAGACGACAACGCCGUAGAGAAGCUGAGCAAGGAGGAGUGCGCGCGGCUGUUCGAGUUCGACAACGACGCCCCGCUCGUGCUGGAGAACAAGGACUACCGGGAGAUCGUGGGGCUCGACAGAGGCCGCACAUUCGCCAAGCCGCCGAGCCCCGACUACAUGCAUGACUCUGGGAUCGGUCUGCCAGAAGUCCAGAUGAGGCAUAAGAACCGAUCCAAAGAAUCAAACGUCAAAGGUGACUUUGUGGAAGCUGCUAAUCAAAACAAAGGAAGCGGUUCCCCAGAAGUGAAACGCGCGACGAUAGUCGGCAACCCGAUGUACUCGCGCUCGGGCGCGGGGGCGGGCGCAGAGGCGCUGGGGCUCGACGACCUGCAGAUGGACUACGAUCAGAUCAUGCACUAUUUCCACAACCUCAAGGAAUCAAACGCCUGAGUAGAGCAGAUCAUUGCAAAGAUCCGGACGGUAUUGUCUACGUUUAAUUAUCAGCAUAUCAGCAAAGCCCCCAUCGCCGCACUGAAAGCGCCCGAGGAUAGUACCAUAGACUCUGGGAACAACAACGGCGCCGGCGGUGUGGCCGCGCCCACUCAAAUGCUAUGCGAAUCCAUCGCGCACAAAAAUAAUUUCAUGAAAACCCAGUUGAAAUUCUUAUUGGAGCACUUGAGCGAAUCGUACGAAUAAUGUUGUUCAGUCAUCGUAUUAUCCUCAACAGUGGACAAGUGGAUCCUUGCAGUGAUCGAAAAAGCAACUUUACCUACGAUUGUAACUAUACCGUUAAACGUAUUUACUCUAGUCAUAUACAAAGCUGCACAUAAUUAAGUAAUAGUGUCUAUUGUGUGCAUGUAGUUAAUUAAUACUCGUAUGUUAAAAUAGAAUGUAACGAUUUGUGUUGGUAAUCUCCGUAACAGGCUAAUAGAUACGCAAGAGAUAUUUAACUUAUAUUCAUGAGCUUGAGACGAGCCUAUGUCACUAUUUAUUAUCUAAGUGCAAAGACUUAGGACUGUAAAUAUUUUCCACUAGUAGGUAAUGACGCUACCUCACUUUGUCUAAUAACUUAUAGCUUAGCUUAGCUAAAUAUUAGAACCGACUCUGCGUGCAAGUUCAACGAAUUGUUAAUUAUUUGUUUUACCCCAGUUGAGUUGCAGACGUACCUAGUUUUUGUUAGACCUCAUUUUUAAAUACUACCUUGUUUAUCACGGAGGUGAAAUAGAUUUUAAGACUGCAUAUUGCCAGUGUUUAGGGAAUUAUUCCUAGUUUAAUAAGACUAUAAUAGCGUAAGACACAGAACUAGUCAAAUAUAUUGUAGCUGGUAUAGAGUGCUUGUACAAGCUCAGAGCAGGCUCAUUGAAAAGAAAAGCUCGAGUAUUUUACAAUCGUUCUUUAUUAACAUCAUUCUAUAACUUUAUAUUGCGUGACAACAUUCCUAGAUUGUACACGGAGUACGUAAUUGAUUAUGAAUAAAUAUCAUUGCAACUACUGCCACCAACAUACUUAGGUACUAUAAAUUGAACAUCAUGACUGGUUUAUAUCAUAAAUUGUUGCAUAAGCAUUCGAUGUUUUGAAAUGUAUAAGCUAAGUCACUACAAAUUAGAGUCCAUGAUAACAUUUUAGUCACGCAAGUAAAACCAACUAAUAACAUGGACUUGUGAUAAUAUACCUAAAAUGACUGCUAGGGAUUGUUUUGGCAGUUGAUUUUAUAAAUAAAAAGCCAUAUCAUAUAUAUAAACUAGCGCUUGUACAAUAUUGUAAACACUAUAUUUAUUGAAGAUGUAAAUUUGCAUUUACUUGUAAGUUAGUUCUUUAGGCUUUGUAAAUAUUGUUAUGACGUUAUAUAAUUUAUAGGUACUUGCGUUGAGGUAUCGAAGCAGAAAUAGAUAAAUAAGGUAGAGUCGCUUGGAUAUUGGAAAGAGUAGAGUUGCACACAAUAUUAUAAAAAAGUGUUUAAUGUCUGUUGCAGUAAUAUCUAGAUACAGAGAGUACAGAGAUGUAAUAGGGUGUUGGUCCACAUAUAAGGGCUAAAAAU
This is a messenger RNA of Cydia amplana, 6463 nucleotides long. It is a transcript of the gene dtn, whose product is annotated as transmembrane protein 132E. The record is from RefSeq and is a predicted model, not a curated record. The transcript has 21 exons. NCBI's taxonomy places the organism in Eukaryota, Metazoa, Arthropoda, Insecta, Lepidoptera, Tortricidae.